Molecule: messenger RNA, 849 nt
Organism: Cylindrotheca closterium
Lineage: Eukaryota; Bacillariophyta; Bacillariophyceae; Bacillariales; Bacillariaceae
Source: the annotation of a GenBank genome assembly
AUGAUGCAAGUUCCUUCUGGAAUGCAGCUCAUGCAGAUUCCAACUCAAGGUGGCGGCACUGUUACUGUCCCUUAUUCUAUGAAUGCUAACGGUGAGAUUGCGUUCAGUGGAAUGCAACUCAGCCAACAAGGGUUCUGUGGUGCUCAAAAGCGCCAAGGAUUCAAUGCAACUCAAGCUCAAACUCCGCAAGUUGUGAAAACUGGAUAUUUUGAUAUGUCAAAUGUCUUUCACGAUGAUAUCAAGGGAAAGGAUGAGUAUGGCAAUGCUGUCUAUCUUAUUCCAUGUCCUGCUGGUACGACAAAUGUCAAACUUCAAGCCGACUGGCACUAUGCUAGUGAAGAUGAAGAUUUGCCUGAUCUUGCUACUGAAGCAGAUCAAGGUCUGCAGUUUAUUCAAAGCCACAGAAAGGAAAGAGAUCCAUUUGGGUUGUAUGAUCAUGUCAUCAUGGACAGUGGUUGUACAAACACCACCAUUUGUAAUGGUGAGCUUAUGCAUGGACUCCGUCAUGCUGAGAAAGAACUUGACAUGCACACUAACAUGGGCAGUAGAGUUCUUGACGAAGAAGGUUUUCUAGGAAGAUUUCCACCUCCAGUUUAUCACGAUGAAGAUGGAAUUGCCAAUGUACUUGCUAUGCGCGAGAUGAUUGCUGCAGGAUACCGUAUUAUUAUGGAUACUGAUGCUGACAAUGCUUUUAUUGUGCAUUGUGAUGGAAACAGAAAGAUGCGAUUUGUUAAUUGUAAGGGUGUGUAUGUGUUGGAGCAACUUGGAGCGAAUGUCAAACCAGGUGCAAAAGAGACAAGUGCCAUGUACCGUCGACAACUUGCGGAGUUUGAGCUUGAUUUGCAUUGA